Messenger RNA from Closterium sp. NIES-67, 269 nucleotides. The record is from the annotation of a GenBank genome assembly. NCBI's taxonomy places the organism in Eukaryota, Viridiplantae, Streptophyta, Zygnematophyceae, Desmidiales, Closteriaceae.
GGGCAGUUAGUGGAGGAUGAGUAUGGAGAUGAGCCCGUGCUCGAGGACGAGUAUGGGGAGGAGGAGGAGGAGGAGGAGGAGGAGGAGGAGGAGGAGGAGGAGGAGGAGGAGGAGGAGGAGGAGGAGGAGGAGGAGGAGGAGGAGGAGGAGGAGGAGGAGGAGGAGGAGGAGGAGGAGGAGGAGGAGGAGGAGGAGGAGGAGGAGGAGUAGGAGGAGACGAGGGAGUGGCGCCGGCAGCUAAGAAGCAUGGGGGGCUUUUGGGUAGGAGG